AUGGAUCUGCCACGGAAUCGAGCCUACGUUCUUCUCCGAGAGCAGACAGACCCCGGUCGUCUGUAUGGCUUCCAGGUGUCUGUGCGCCCUUCGAGCCUGGUGGCGGGGGAGUGGUACGUAUGGACGCAGACGGAACGCAGCCCUAGGCUCCUUGAGGGGUCGCGGGCAUCCUUCAACCCCGACCACAACCAAGAGCCCUGGCAGCUUUCAGCCGAGGAGCUGCAGGUCAACAUCUCCCUCUCGGACCGAAGGCCCUUCCUCCUGACCGCCGCGACAUCUGCCGUCGAGAUUCGCUUCGUCAGCCCGCGCAGCGGCAGGACCAGCUUGCGGGUCGUAGCCCCCAGCGGCUAUGUUUGGGGCCCGCCCGUCGCGGCUGCUUUGUCUCGCAGCUGCUGGGCAGCGGCUGUGCCUGGCUGGCCGUGUGUCGCCAAUGUUGUGACUUGGCAUGCGGUGGACCUUUCCUACCUGGAGUCGUACCCCUUGCACUUGGAGGUCCAGUUGCCAUCCCGAAUGCCAAACUUGGGAAGCAACGCCUUCUUUGUGGAGUUGGGUGCCUUGAGCUCAUCCCCGGAGGAUCGCUGGGCCGGGGCGGCUGUGAGCAACGACCAGACGGGCGAGCCGUUCCUGAUUUUGGCAAUCUCAGAGGUGAGCGUGGCUUGUGACUCGGUGUUGCAGAAAUGA
Messenger RNA from Symbiodinium natans, 681 nucleotides. Lineage: Eukaryota; Dinophyceae; Suessiales; Symbiodiniaceae. The record is from the annotation of a GenBank genome assembly.